AUGUUCACCACGUGCGUGAUCAAAGAUACGGCACUCUCCAACGUGCAACGAAUGCACUAUCUCAAAAGCAGCGUACAGGGUGAGCCGGAGGUUAUGCUCCGGAGUUUUUCGGUUAGAGAUGCUAAUUUUAUAAUCGCGUGGGACCUACUCCAACAAAGGUAUGACAACACACGACGACUUGUGAAGUCAUACUUGCGAAACACUGUGAAGUUGGCGGCAAUGCCCACAGAAUCCGAAACGAGUCUGCGAAAACUGUUGGACACCGUGACUGAGUCAAUGCGCGCGUUACAACAGCUUGGCCGUCCAACAGCUCAGUGGGAUGAUUGGCUAAUUUUUCUAAUCACCGAAAAGCUCGAUUCUGCCACAGUUAAAGAAUGGGAGAUGAGUCUUGGUAGUCCAAGUGAGCUGCCUGCUUACAACGAUUUAGUCUCGUUUCUAGAAAAACGCAUUCUUGGAUUGGAAGCCAAGAAUAAAUCGAAAGAUUUUUCACAAAAAUCACCACACAAUCAAGCUGUGCGAAGUCAUCAAACCACCUUUGGCCGAUGCCCAUGCUGUUCGGGUAAGCAUACGCUCGUGUACUGCCCGGAUUUCCGCAAGAAAACAUCUUCAGCAAAAUUAGAUCUGGUUCAUAAGGCAAAACUUUGCAAAAAUUGUCUAAAACCAGGCCACACUCUUGACGAGUGCUCAUCUACUUAUACAUGCCAAAGAUGCAUGCAAAAACAUCAUACACUGUUGCAUGACAGUCUUUCUACGCAACCCAACAAGGUUGCUGGCCAUCAUACGCGUUCCGAUUAUUUAAUACAAACACCAAACACAAAUGAUCUCACAUCUGUUCUGCUUGCAACUGCGGUUAUUGGAAUACGCUCUCCCACAGGGCAUGAACUCCAACUGCGGGCGCUUCUGGACAAUGGAUCACAGGCAUCUUUCAUCAGCGAGUUUGCAGUUCAACAACUAUACCUUCGCAGAACCCGUCUUCAAGUACCCAUCACCGGUAUAAGCGGCUGUCGUGUAGGUGACUCUAAUGGCGUAGUUCAUUUCUCGCUUCAUUCACUUACAGAACCCGAGUUCAACAUCGAUUGUUCGGCUCUGGUCCUGCCCCGCUUGGGACAUCUCAUGCCGUUAAAACGUGUCGAUCCAAAACCAUAUUCGGAAUUUCUCGAUCUGCCAUUAGCCGAUCCAAACUUCUUCGAACCAGGGUCUAUUGAUGUCAUCAUCGGCACAGACCUCUACGGUCUCCUUUUGCGCAACGACAUCAAACGCUCUGCCAUCAACAAAGUUACCGCACAGAAUACUCACUUAGGAUGGGUAAUCUACGGGCGUCUGCCCCACACAUCUACACUACUCCUGGCCACCACGUUUUGCGCUACAGCCACUACUGAGCUCAACAAUUUGGUUCAGCAACUGUGGAAGUUCAAUGAAUGUGAGGACGGGGAAGGCUCAUCCUCAAUGACGCAAGACGAAAUUUACUGCGAGAAGCUAUUUGAGCGUACAGUGUGUCGCGAUCUUUCCGGGCGCUAUCACGUUCAAUAUCCCUUUAAGGAGUCCUGUGACCUUGCUGCUCUAUCUGAUUCUAAAUCAGAUGCCCUUCGACUAUUCGCAUACCAACAAGCGCGCCUUCAAAACAAUGCCACACUGAAUGAAAUGUAUACAGCGUUUAUGGCUGAGUACAGAAAUCUUGGUCAUAUGGAGCCAGUCCCAUCUGACGAUUUUGCGCAUCCAGUAUGUUACAUUCCCCAUCAUGGUGUGUACAAAAAAGAUAGCACUACGACGAAGCUUCGCACUGUAUUUAAUGCUUCAAGGAAAUACAAAGGUGGCGUUUCUCUAAACGACUGUCUUCAUGUUGGACCCAAGCUGCAGAGCGACUUAAGCUCCAUCAUUUUAAAAUGGCGAAUGCAUCGAGUUGCGUUCAUAGCGGACAUUGAAAAAUGUUACCGCCAGAUUUUAGUCAGCAGACCUGAUGUUGAUAUGCAGCGAAUUGUCUGGCGUGACGAGCAGGGCAAGCCAGCCAUUUACCGGUUGCUCACUGUAACUUACGGCUUAAAUUGCUCGCCCUAUCUCACCAUUAAGGUUCUGCACACGCUUGCUACGGAUGAAGAACACGAUUUUCCGGCAGCAUCAAAAAUAUUAACGGAGUCGUUUUACAUGGAUGAUUGCCUGCAUGGUGCUGCAACCGUGGAAGACGCUCUGAAUAUUCAACGCCAGCUACAACAGCUUUUGGCGCAUCGCGGAUUCAACCUUCGGAAGUGGAUGUCCAACUCUACUGAAUUUAUGCGCCAUCUGUACACUGAAGACGAAAACCUUGGGCUGUCCCGGAACUUAAAUCUUGAUAGCGAAACAAACGCUCUAGGAAUUUAUUGGCUGUGCGACACUGACAGCAUCGGUUACAAGACAAACGUAACACCUAUCAUUGGAGACAUCACAAAGAGGCAGCAAUUGUCCGAUGUGGCCAAAAUCUAUGACCCGCCGGGUCUACUAGCACCUGUCGUAGUUAAAGGUAAAGCUAUUUGUCAGCAGCUGUGGUUAUCGGGUGUCGAUUGGGACGAUCCCAUUCCUGAUCCACUUCAACAAGAAUGGCGACGCUUUAGAGACGAAAUACUUCAAAUCAGAGAACUCAAAGUGCCCAGCUGGAUUCGAUCAAAUCCUGGUAAACACAAGCAAUACAUCAGCAAUCGUGUAAUUCAAAUCCAAGAGUUAGCACCAAUCAACGCUUGGAAGUAUGUACCUACUACAACGAACCCAGCCGACAUUGCAUCCCGGGGUAUUUUCCCGUCUCAGCUCACAGGGUUGUCGCUGUGGUGGCGGGGACCUCCAUGGCUAAAUCGUCACUCAAGCACCUGGCCUGAACAACACAACGGUUCGACAGAUCCAGCCGAAGAAUUAGUUCUCUCCAUAGUGACGCGGCCUUGCAAUCUGCAUAAGCAAACCGAUUUGCCAGAAAAGCAAGCUACUCAAAUUGAACCCAGUUUUGGAUGA
Messenger RNA from Anastrepha ludens (Mexican fruit fly), 2973 nucleotides. RefSeq lists its product as uncharacterized. The coding region runs from base 1 to 2973 and encodes 990 amino acids. NCBI's taxonomy places the organism in Eukaryota, Metazoa, Arthropoda, Insecta, Diptera, Tephritidae. The record is from RefSeq and is a predicted model, not a curated record. The transcript has 3 exons.